AUGUUGUUUGGAAUUAGAUUGUGGAUAUCAACAGUGUUGACAUCCUAUAUCGACAAGACACUAAUAUCUCUAAAUGAAUCACUAAAGAUAUUCUUUCAAGAAGUAUGGCAACUCGGUGUUCAAUUGGCCAAUAUGGCAACGAUUACAUUCUUGCGUAUAUUCUAUAAACCAGGAUAUCAGAGUUAUUUGGAACAAAGACAUCGUAUAAAGAAGAGGAACAAGUCAACGUCUUCAUCAUCAUCAUCAUUAUACAAGAAGACUAGAUCAUCACCGCUACAUCAAUCACAUCUCUCACAACUGUACAUUCAACAGCGGCAACAACAACAGCAACAACUACAACAAUAUCAACAUCAACAACAACAACAUUAUCAACAGUUCCAACAACAGCAACAGCAAGGUCAGCAGCAACAAGGACAGCAGCAGCAACAGGGCAACACAAAGACACCAACACCAUUUGUUCAACUGUUGAAUGAUCCUGAUGGUGGAUCACCGACAAUGUCACCAUCGACCUCAUCAUACGCCAUUAGUAACGAUGCUGCCAUGUCUCCACAGAGCAGUCUCAGUGGAUUGAGUGGCAGUGGAAGUGGCAGCAGCAGCAGCAACAACAACAGUGUAUUUAGGAAGACCCUCAGCAGCUCCCUACGUCCCUCAUCAUCCAGUUCAAAGAGGAAUACAAUGGAGCCAAUCACACCUCGUCCACGAUCUGGCAAGAAGAAGAAGAGACAAUACUAUGUCAAUCGCGAUCUAGUACAUCAUCACGAGCAGAUAACAACUGGAUUCCUUGAGGACUUGAGGACAAACAUACUUUUGUUUUCCGAUCGAUUCUUCCAUUAUCUUAGAGUGAAGAUAUCCAACACACUCAAUGCAUUGGCAUCAUUCAGCAUUCGCUCAUUCAUCUUCUUCCUUAUCACCUUCCCUCUAUACCUACCCUACUAUAUUUUCAAGGUGAUCACAUUCCCAUUCACAAUGUGCAACAGUGUGAUCAAUAUGUUGGUCAAUCGAUGGAAGCGAGUUAGGGAUAUUCCAAAUAGAUUAUUCUCGGACAAGGAGUUGGAUGUGAGGAGUGUAAAGGAGAUUGUUGAACAAGCUGGCUAUCCUUAUGAACAAUAUCACGUGACCACUGAAGAUGGCUACAUCCUGCUGUUGGAACGCAUACCCAACAAGCAGUCCAAACACAUAUUGUACCUACAGCAUGGAGUGUUUGAUAAUAGCUUUGCAUGGGUGGCCACUGGACCCACUCAAUCAUUGGCAUUCGCGGCCCACGAUCAAGGCUAUGACGUAUUCCUUGGCAAUCUGCGUGGCAAUGGCGAGCGACUCCACACUGAACACAACAUAUCGGCCAAGCAAUAUUGGGACUUCUCCGUCAAUGAGCAUGCCUUCAAGGACAUCCCAUCAUUCAUUCAAGUCAUACGUCAAGUCAAGAUCAAAGAGUUGGCCACUCAGAACAAUGAUGUAGUCUCUGCCAAUGAUAUCAAUAUUAGCGCUGUUGCUCAUAGUAUGGGCGCAGCAUGUAUUCUAAUGUAUAUAGUAUUCAUGGGCAUAUUGAAGAAGAGCCAUCACCUGAGUAGAGUAAUCCUGUUGUCACCAGCUGGUGUACAUGAGAAGGCGCCAAAGAUUGUCGACUUCCUUGGCCCAUUGAUCAAUCUCUGGGUGUCCAUAUUCCCAGUAUACGUCUUUAAGUUCCCCUCAGACACGAUACGUGUGAUCACAGCCAAGAUAUAUCAUGACUUGAUGAGUAACACACCGACAAAGGACUUGAUGGUGUACUUGGUGUCGAGAUUCUUGUUGGGUGGCGAGAUGAAGAAUCAUCCAUUGGAGAAGAUACAUAACUUGGCCUACAACACAUUCUCUGGCACCUCUGUAAAGACCUAUCGACACUUCUUCCAAAUAAGAAAGGCCAAGAAGUUUCAAGCAUUCGACUAUGGCAAACAGAAGAACAUGGAACUUUAUGGCACGCCAUAUCCACUUAACUUCCUAGAUCAUUAUGAUGUGAUCAAUAUACCGGUACACUUUAUAAUGGGACUGAAUGAUAACUUGAUAGAGCCACACAAUAUUAUCAAGCAUUAUAGUACAUUGAAGAAGUUCCAUCCGGAGUUUGCAUUCCUAAAGGCGAGCAAGAGUGGACAUAUUGAGUUCACACUUGGCCUAGACGAUCAAAUACUCAACUACAUUCUCAACAUUCUGGAUGCAUCCAAGACGGACCAAGCGGCAAUCUAA
Messenger RNA from Acytostelium subglobosum LB1, 2217 nucleotides. RefSeq lists its product as hypothetical. NCBI's taxonomy places the organism in Eukaryota, Evosea, Eumycetozoa, Acytosteliales, Acytosteliaceae. Gene Ontology annotation, biological process: lipid metabolic process. The coding region runs from base 1 to 2217 and encodes 738 amino acids. The transcript has 7 exons. The record is from RefSeq and is a predicted model, not a curated record.